AUGAUGAGUUUCUGCUGCAUUGGGUUUAGUUUUGUAGAUAGUUCAGCUGUUGUGUUUUUCUUAUAUUUUCUCAAGUGUGAACCUGCUCUUUCUCUUACCAGUCUCAAGACACUUCACCUGAGUUGGAACUUUCUUCAGGGUUCAAUUCCUUGGGAGAUUACAAAUUUGAAAUCUCUAGAGGUCCUUGAUCUAUCUGAUAAUUUGGGUCUUGAGGGUCAUAUUCCAGGAUUUUUAGGACAUCUUACCAAGCUAAAGGUCUUAGAUCUUUCUGCAAAUGAAUUUACUGGGGGGAUUCAUGAACUCUUAAACAGUGUCUCAAAUAACAAUAUAUUACACACACUCGAUUUAAGUUCUAAUUCUCUAGAUGGUGUGUUGCCUGAGUCACUAGGAAAGCUUAAAAAUCUCCAACAUCUUCUCCUUUCUAGCAAUGCCUUUUUUGGUUCUAUUCCUGAGUCUAUUGGGAACAUCUCAUCCUUAGAGGUUUUAGACCUCUCUUACAACAAAAUGAAUGGGACUAUUGCUAAAAGUUUUGGGCAACUCUCUAAACUAGAAAAUGCAAACCUGUUAAUGAACUCUUGGGGAGGUGUCCUUACCAAAACCCACUUGUCAAAUCUCAAAAGCUUGAAAAGUCUUAGAAUUACAUUAGAUGAACCCAACUCCCUUGUUUUCGAAAUUCCUAAUAAAUGGCUGCCCCCUUUCAGGCUUAAUACCCUCCAAAUCUUGAACUGUAAAGUAGGUCCUACUUUUCCCAUGUGGAUUCAAGUUCAAACUGAACUCAUAUCUGUUACCCUUAGGAAUGUUGGAAUAUCUGAUACUAUACCGGAACAAUGGUUCUCGAGUUUAGCUCCUCAAGUUACCCAACUUGACCUAUCAAAAAAUCAAAUAGAAGGGAAGUUGCCACACCAGUUGAAAUUUCCAAACUUGAAUAGUAUUGAUUUGAGUUUCAAUCACUUUGAUGGGGCAUUCCCACAUUGGUCUUUUAAUGCAAGUCAGCUAUCUCUUGAGAGUAAUUCUUUCUCUGGGCCUAUUCCUGAAAAUAUUGCUGAAUUAAUGCCAAGGUUGGAAAGGUUGUAUCUGUCUCAUAACCACCUUAGUGGUCAAAUUUCUCAAUCCUUAUGUGAUCUGCAUAGUCUUCAAGUUCUUUCUUUGAGAAGUAAUCAUUUCUCUGGUGAGCUUCCUAGUUGUUGGGGCAAUUUAUACAUGUUGUGGGGAUUUGAUGUAACAAAUAACAACUUAUCUGGUUUAAUCCCAAGCUCAUUAACCCUUUUUUUGGGUUUUUAUAAAACUUCGUAUUGAGAAAAUUUGUGUCUUCUUUGUGAUUUAUUCAUAUGAAUUUAUUUAUGUUAAAUUUUGAGAAAGGGUUUGUGGAUUAGCUACAGAUUCAGUAAUAAUUUUCUUUAUUCUGUUUGAUCCUUUGGAUGGAAGAGUUGGAGAAAGUUGAA
Cannabis sativa is the source of this 1442-nucleotide messenger RNA. Its product is annotated as receptor-like protein EIX1. The transcript is spliced from 2 exons. The record is from RefSeq and is a predicted model, not a curated record. Gene Ontology annotation, molecular function: protein binding. Lineage: Eukaryota; Viridiplantae; Streptophyta; Magnoliopsida; Rosales; Cannabaceae. Bases 1 to 1296 code for a protein of 431 amino acids.